Messenger RNA from Striga asiatica, 1061 nucleotides. NCBI's taxonomy places the organism in Eukaryota, Viridiplantae, Streptophyta, Magnoliopsida, Lamiales, Orobanchaceae. The record is from the annotation of a GenBank genome assembly.
UUGGGGGCUUGGGUUUUCCGAUCAUGACGGCUGACUCAACAGCCCCGAGUUAUUGGUUGAACUGGAAAUUCUUAGUCUGUGCAACAUGGGUCCUAAUAGCAACGGUGUUUUCAGCUCUUUUGAUAUGGAGACAUGAAGGAUCCAGAAAGCAGUCGAGUGGCGAAAGUCAACACGAGGCUGCCGGAUGUUUGUACGAAGAUGAAGUUUGGUCAACGUGUUCGAAAUCAGUGCACCCCAUUUGGCUGCUUGCUUACAGGAUAAUUGCUUUCUGUGCAUUACUUGCAUUGCUUCUCGUUGAUAUCGUCACCCUUGGUGCUAUCCAGUGGACAUUUACUUUGGUCACAAUUUACUUUGGGGUUGGGUCUUUUCUCUCUAUCCGUGGAUGUUUACAUUACUAUCGUGAAGGGAAAGUGAAAAUGGAUUGCCAAACUUGUACGGAGUCAAAAAAUGGUUCCUAUGUACCACCAUCACUCGUGGAGAGUGCUGUGGGGCCCAGCCAGAGUGAAGGAUCGAGUCAUUGUGGUGAACCUAAUAUCAGAACUUUUGCAUCUUCCUUGGGAUAUGCCCUGCAAAUAAUUUUUCAGAUGUGUGCUGGGUCUGUGGUGCUCACUGAUUCUGUCUUUUGGGUGGUACUCUAUCCGUAUAUCGCUGCUAGAAGAUUGAAUUUCCUAAUUGUUAGUAAGCAUUCUCUGAACGCUGUUUUUCUUCUGGGUGAUGCAAUUUUAAACCACCUGUCUCUUAAAACACUCUUUCGAUUACUACUAGAUUUAGAGUUUGAGAUUAAUGGCAUUAACAAGUUCUUACAGCGAUUCCCCUUCUUCCGGAUAGCAUAUUUUGUUCUGUGGACGUGCAUAUACGUCAUUUUCCAGUGGAUCGUGGCCUUAUCCUUUUCUGGACUUGUCUUCUCCAUAUGCUCCAUUGUGGUACUUGGGUGUUGGAUUGCUGCUUCUUCCAUGUUUUGGGAUCUGUUGUCUCAUCUUGAGGUUGAAGAGAUGUUUCACAGCGACAUGACAGAUGGGCUUUGCUCAAAUCUAAAAUACAUUCGCAAGCAAGCUGAGACU